AUGCCUUCCAACGCCACUACCACAACUGCUGCUGCUGCCACUGCCAACCAGGCGCUGAUUGCUCUUCUUGACAGGCUGAAUCAGCUGGUUGAACAGGUCCUGCGGUCCCAGUCAGAAGAGGAGAAAAUGGGAUUGAGCUGGACCAUUGCGUCUCAAUUGAACGAUGCAAUCCGUUCUUACCAGACAGUGGCUACCUACAUCCCCCUUCACCUGCUGUCAAUGGCAGCCGAAAUCCAUCGGGCUCAGAGGGGUACCGUGCGCUUGGUGCAAGUACCGGAUUGGAAUCUAGUUGGGAGCAAUGAGGACAUCUGCCGGGGUCAUCCCUUAUACCCCAAGACAUUGGGUCCGGCACCCAAUGUUACCACCCCUACUGCUGGAGCCACUGGAUCUGCACCUCAACUGGCACUGGCACCAGUACCGGUACCGGCACCUGUACCAGCACCUGCACCACCUUCCCUGUUGCCUCCUUCAAUCGCUACUUUACUGGCUCCCAGUACAACAAUCGGCAUCCCUGGAGGUAGCAACUCCAUUGCAAUUCCGGGCCCAUCCAAACCUCACAAAUGGCAAUUUAGUGCCAGCCCCCCCCGUCCGGUCAAGAAGGCCCAGAAGGCUGCCCAGAAGUCGAAGGUGAUCUUGACUGACACCGAUACUGACACUGAUGGGAUCCGCAUUGGGAAUGGUAAGGUGAAAGGCAAAGGGAAAGGCAAAGGCAAGAGUACUCAGACCCGGAAUUCAACACGCAACAUGAUGAAAAAGAAAUUACUGGUCGUGGUCAUCAGUACACGGCCGAUGCCACCUGCAACAGCAGAUGCGACUGAUUUGGAAUACGAACUGGAGGAAGAUGACGAAGAUCGAAUGGAGCCCACUGAUGACUCCCAAUCCAACCAAAUGUCAAGCCGGCCAAAGGAGAAGAACCGUAAAUAUGGCGCAGGAGCUGACCAGCCCAAGGUGAAGGGCAAGGCCAAGCGUCCACAUCCGAAACCCAUUGGUGCGCCUCUACUGCCAUGUGAGAGAUGGGUGACCAAGAGGGGUGAGGUUGCCCAUACUUGCACCCUUUGCAAUAAAUGGAGGAUGAAAUGCAUCCGGCCGAUGCAACCAGACACGCCUGCAACUGGUACCGACAUUAACGCUCAGCAUCCUAGUCCCAUCCCGGAGGAACCGGAUGUCGAUGUUGAGAUGGACGCUGGAGUCACAACCACCGGUCUUCCCAGUACUGCCCCAGAUGAAGUACCUGCGGUAUCUGUGGACGAUUUUUCUAUGGACCGGUGGAUCGAACCCAUGGAUGACAGCAUCUUACCUCCAGCACCAUUCAUGGACACACCGGACGACAUCCGGUACUCGCCCAUCUAUCCGGCUCAUACUCAAAGACCUCCCUCCCCUCCAACUACUUCGAUACCUCUUCAGUCUCACUGGCAUCCCUGUCCUUUAACUGAUUUGGAGAUGCAAGCCAUGUUGGCCCAAAUUCAGAUCGACAUGGAUCAGCUCCGCACACGUGAUGACAUGAUUCAUGAUGAGCUGUCUCAUCGCAUCGACCGGCUGCAAGCUAACUAUACAGAGCAAUUGAACAGCCAGAAGGGACUGGUGGAUCACUUGACCAUUCAGAUGGGCGGCACUGCCCGGUACCUCAGGGACAACUCAAGAACCACUGCAGCAAUGGCCUCAACUCCACCCUCAUUCAAUCCACCACCCAUUGUCAUCCCUGGUACCCCCAUAUUUCCUGAGUUUGGCUCCAUCAGUGCCUUGGGUCGCGCCGUCACCAACAAUGUCUUUACUCUGGAUGUGUUUUCAACCAAUGCACGCCCUGGUGGCAAUGCCUCACCGGUCACAAGGCACGAGCAGUCACCUGCACCCACCUCUACCUCUACCUCCACCAUCAACCCUGUGCCUACCACAGGGGAAUCCGGUCCACCCAUGCAUCCGGUUGGUGCACUUCCGGUACCACCUUCCACUGUCCCAAUGCAAUCUAUGCCCUCUACUAGCACUCUUCGCACGUUCAUCACCAGGCCAUCAAAUGUGCCAGCAGAUGGUCAGUCCAUCUCAGCUCCUUUGCCCAACUGGUCAUUUGCACCUCAAUCCCGUCAACAAGGUCGGUCAGUGAGUGCUAGGCAUGCUAAGAACACUUCCGGUAAUGGGCCCAAGUAA
This is a messenger RNA of Suillus discolor, 2142 nucleotides long. RefSeq lists its product as uncharacterized. The coding region runs from base 1 to 2142 and encodes 713 amino acids. The record is from RefSeq and is a predicted model, not a curated record. Lineage: Eukaryota; Fungi; Basidiomycota; Agaricomycetes; Boletales; Suillaceae. The transcript has 8 exons.